CAUGUUUCCAUAUGCGCGCAAAACGCGAUAAUGAAGCUCUGGAUCGUCUUUACAGUACUACUAAAUCUUUAUCGCAUCUGAAAAUUCUGAAUAUUCGAGGGCCAUACAUAGAUGAUGACUUAUUAUUCAACCUCUCGAAAAUUUGUCACAAUGUUUUAACUCUUGAUCUUAAUGUUAUGAAUGGAUAUUUUAGAACAAAUUUUGCAACAAAUUGUCUGCCAAAGUUCAUCAAAAAUCAACAUAAUUUGCAAAAAAUAUACCUAGGGUGUUUCUAUAAAGACAUAUCGCCGAUCGUUGAAGCGUUGCAGACUCAAAUUCAUUCCCUCAUCGAUAUCCAGUUUACGUCUUGUAGAUUUUCCCAAAGUUCAUUGAUGGAAUCUCUUAUGACAAAAUGCACUAAAUUAAAAACCAUCACGCUUAAAUCACAUUUGAAUGAACUUAAAGAUAUGAAAUUAAUGCUACAGCCACUGGUCAACUGUAAUCUGACCAUGCUACGACAUCUUUCACUUGAUGUGUGGAGUUAUGAGGAUAGUCGGUUUGAAACCAUUGCGAGAUAUUUGCAAAAAGUACUUGAAU
Racocetra persica is the source of this 576-nucleotide messenger RNA. Lineage: Eukaryota; Fungi; Glomeromycota; Glomeromycetes; Diversisporales; Gigasporaceae. The record is from the annotation of a GenBank genome assembly.